AUGAUUUUGAACAAGUUUAAAAAUAUUGUUAAUUUAAAUAAUACGUCAGAAAAGGAAGCAAAUAAAAAUGGCGAUGAAAAUGAAAAUAAAGAUCAUAAUGACCAGAUUCCGCCAGAGCAAUCUUUAGACGAAACAAAUGAUAAGACAUUCUUUGAUGAUAUGUUAGGAGCACCCCAAUAUACUUAUGAAGAAUUUAUAAAAAUUUUAAAAACACCACAAGAAGAAAGAGGAGAUACAGAAGAUUUAAAAAAACAUUGGGGUCAUCCAAGAAGGUGGAAAGUUAUUUUAUGGGAUAUACAAAUACAAAAUUAUAUGAACAAUGAUUUUAAUGCUUUUGUUGAUUUUGAUUUUGGAGGGGAUAGAGAAGAAUGUAGAAUACAGAGAGGUUCUAAAAUGAAAAUAUAUACCAAAGGGAAGUCAAAAAAUUGUCUACGUACUCAAGUAGUUUGCAAUGUAAGAGCAGAACAAAAAAAAGAAAUAAAAUUUAAAAAGGUUUUUGAAUAUAGAGGAUCUUAUCUUGAUUUAGAAAAUGAAAAAUUAAGAAUAAAAGUAUGGGAAUAUAAAAAAUUUACAUUGAAUAAAUUGGAAGGUAUAUAUGAAGAACCAUUAUUAUCUUUUGCAAUAGGACAAGUAUAUAAUGAAACGACUUUAUAUAAAUUUAUAAAAAAUUCUAGAGUUAAACGAUGCCAAUUAUUUUUUCAAUUAUAUUUUCAAGAGUUAUAUGAUUUUGAAUUAUCUUUUUUAAAUUGGUCAUUUAGUGAUUUAUUAUCACAUACAUAUAUACAAGAAAAAAGUUUAAACUAUUUAGAAAAUCCUGAUGCAAUCGAAAAAAGGCAAAUAAACAAAUCUCAAUGUAGUAUAUUUCCUAAAAUGUGCAAAACUCGAAAAAAAUUAAAUAAAAAUAAUAAAAAACAUAAGAAAAACAGAUUAGGUGAGAAUAUGGAUGAAAAAUUUUCAUUCAAUACAGUUUUGUCAAAUGAAUCCAAUGACCCUUCUAGAAAUAAUGUUAAUAGUGGUACUACAGUUGGAAAAAAUAAAAGCGAAAGGGUUUCGAAAAAUUUAGAAAAGUUAUUCUUUAGAAAUCUAAGUUUAUUAAAUAAUAUAGAAGAAAAUGAAGAUAUUUCUUAUCAAAAUUUAGAAAAUGUUAAAUUACCAAACCCUAGAGUAACUAUGAAAUUAAUUCAUACACCAAAAGGAAAUGAUGGAUUUACUAUUGUUUCUAUGUGCCAAAAACAUGUUCGUUAUCCUAUGUGGGAAAAUUUGGGAGAAAUUUAUUUUAGAGGGACAUUACGUGAUUUAGAUGUAUCCUACCUUAGUGUUAAAGUAGAAGAUAUGUCAGCCCCAAAAGAUGCAAGAGAAAUAGGUGUAUGUCAAAUUCCAUUGAAAGGAAUUGUUGAUUAUCCUCAUAUAAUGCAUGACUUAGAAGCAAGUUCCUGGAUAAUAGAAGAGGCAAAAUGUGAAGGUUGGGAUAAAAAAUUGAAAGAAUGGAAAUUUGGUAAAUUAGAAGGAAAAGUAAUUGUUGGAAGAAUACCAAGGUAUAGACAAAUAGGUGAUAUAUAUCAUAUAGAUAAUAAAUAUUUCUAUUUGAUUGCACACAUAUUAAAUAUAGAUCAAAUAGUUACUGUUGAUAAUGUGAAAGAAUUAGACAGUUAUGUUGAAAUAUCAUUUGAUGAAACAAGUAGAAGAACAAAAAUUGUAAAAAAAAGUUUGACUCCAAAUUAUGAUAGUCACAUUGCUAUACCAUUGAGAUUUAAUAAUAAAAACGAAAUGGAUUAUGAAAACUUUAGUAAAAAGGGAUGUAUAUAUAUAGAUGUAUGGGGUAAAACAGAUGAUAUAAUUUAUAUAGGAGGUAUAUCUGUAACACCGUAUGAAAUUUUUUAUAAUGAAAAAAAUGCAAGAAGGAAAAAAACCAAAUUAGAACACACAGAUUUAGAAACAAAUAUAAAAAUAAAUUAUGAAACUGUAGUAUAUAAAGGCUGUAAAAAAUUACAUUUUUUACAUGAUGAUCAAAGAUUGUCAAAUUUAAACUUUAGUAUAUGGACAUAUCCAGAUUUAUUAAGCAAUGAAGGAACUACUACUACUACUACUAAUAAUAAUAAUAAUAAUAAUAAUAAUAAUAAUAAUAAUAACAAUAAAGAUACUAAGAUAUGUUCUCCUCCUGUUUUUAAUACUACUAAUAAUUUUCCUUUAAAAUUAGCACAAAAAUAUGAUAAAUUAAAAAACUUAUAUUUUCAAGUGUUAAAAGCAAUUAAAGGAAUCCCCGAAAGUUGUACAGAUAUAUCAAAAGCAAAAAGAUUUUUUAAUUAUGAAUUGUUAAAUCAAAGAAAAGAGAACCAUUUUCUACCAACUCUUAUAACAAAUGUUAAAUCUCCAUAUUUCUAUGAGUCUGAAAGAGCGAUAUUUCAUUAUGUUCGAUGUAUACCAUUUAUACAUAAAAAAGAAAAUUUAGUAUUUACUCCUGAUUUUACCUUACAAUUAAAGGGGGGUAAUGCAUUAGAUCACAGUCUUUUGUUAUGUAGUCUUUUUCUCGGAAUUCCAGUUAUUUCCUUUGUUUGUUUUGGUACAUUAUUGGAUAACCAAAAACAUGCAUGGGUAGCUACACUCGAAUUUAAUGAACAUAAAAAUUAUGGGGUUAUCAAAUUUUGGGAAACAACUACAGGAAAUGUGUAUACACUAAAAAAAAGAAUUUUAGAUAUUAAUAAAUUAAAAAGUUUAAAAAUACAGUUAAAUGAAUCUAAACAUAAAUUACAUCUAAGAGAUGAUUUUUUACAUAGAAACAGUAUACAAAAAGACUCAGAUACAAUUAAAGAACAGACUAAAAGAUAUAUUAGAGAAUUAUUUCAAAAUAGAAGCAGCGAUACUCCACCAAAUGGUCCAUCAUUACCAUACAAAACCAUUGAUCUUAUAUUUAAUAAUACAAAUAUUUAUGUUAAUUUACAAGAUUCAGACCCUUUAAAUAUAUGGUAUGAUUAUUGGAAAUUUGAUUAUUGGUUUCCUUUUUCUUCUAUACAAUAUAAUAUACAGCCAUGUUUUACUAUUAAAGCAUUUUCACAUAAAAUUGAAGAUAUGGAACUUGAUAGAUUAGCUAAAGACCUUAGAACAAAUAUAGAACAAAAUAUAAAUAUUUAUCGAGCUUCUAGAAAUUUAUCCACUAGAUGGAAUAAAGAUGAAACUUUAGAAUUAUUUUUACAAGUAGGUUUAGAAUUGUUACAUCAAUUAAAUACAUCAAGAAAAGAUGAUGAAAGAUUAGCUAAAGUUAAAAUUGAUGAUUGGAAAAAAGCCUUAUAUCAUAAAGUCCCACAAAGUCAUAGGUUACUAGGUUUUCCAUAUCAUUUCAAUACUUGUAAAUCAAAAUUUAUUACUGAUAAACUUAUAAGCACAUUAGCAAUUUUAGAAUCAAGAGAUAAAACUUUAUGUCUUUCUUUAGCUGUAUGUUUAUAUAGUCUUCCUGGAGGAUUUAUCUCUGUAUAUAUAUAUAUUAUUACUUGCGUUAAAAUUACACAACGUGAAAUGCGUAAAAUUGAAAUUACUAAAGAAAAGGCUCAAAGAAAGACAAAACUCAAAAAUUUGAAAAAAAAAGAUCACAACAAUAAUAACGCUGAUACACAAUCAGGAGAAGUUGAAGACAUGAAUAAUAUACAAAAUCAUAAUGAUGGGAUUUUAACAAAUUUUGAAGAAACGUUAAAAGACGACCCUUAUUAUGAAAAUGAACAAAAUUCAAAUACAAACAAAAGUUCAUUUGACAAUUUUUAUAAAAAUGAAGAAAAUGCAAGUGAGAUAGGUCUAAAUAAAGAAAACCAAAAUGAAGAAAAUGAAAAUUCCUCAAGAAACGGGGACAGAAGGAAAAAAAAAUUACAAAAAUCUGUAGAUAUAAUCAAUAUAAUGUUGGAAAUAAAAAAUAGAAAAAAAAAUGAAAAAAUAGACAAAGAUGCUAAAAGAAAUAAAUCUGAAGAAAAUAAAAAUAAUGAGAAAUCAUUAAUUGGUGAUAAAAAUAGCAUGUUAAGUAAAAUAGUUAAUGAAGUUUCAAUGAAAAGCAAAGAAAAAAAUCUCGAUCAAACUCUUGACAAUGAUAAGAUAAAAACAAAGGAUAAAGAUGAAACAAAAAAGAAGAAAAAAAGUAAAUCUAGAAAAAAAGACAAAGAUCUAGAAUAUGAAAAAUUAAUGAUAUCAAAUGCAUAUCUUGAAAAAGAAAGAAAAAGGCUACAAGAAGAUAUGGAAAAAUUAAAACUCGAAAAAGAAGAACUUAGAUUACAAAAAGUUGUAGAAAAUGAAGAUGAAAAUCAAAAACUUAUAGAAGAAAAUAGAAAAUUAAAAAAAGAAUUAUUAGAAAAUGAUAAGUUGGAAAGAAAAGUUUCAUUUAUGCUUAAAGUAAGUGAAUGGGAAAAAAAGGAAAAAGAAAGAAAAAAACAACAGGAGGAAAGUUAUAAACAAAUGAUGGAAGAAGCUAAUAUAAAUGAAAACAAAGAGAAACAGAACAAAUCGAAAGAAAAGGAAAGAGAAAGAGAAAAGGCAAGAGAGAAGGAAAAUGAUAAAGUGAAAAAAAAAAAAAAAAAACAUAGAGAUGAGGAUAAUAAGGAAAAAAUCAAAAUAACCAAAGGGGAUAAACAAAAAAAGUUGCAUAAUAAAAACAAAAAAGAAAUAAUCCCCGAAAUAAAGAAUGAUGAAACAGACUUAGCGAAAGAAAUAAAUUAUGGUGAAAAAACAAAAGAAAUAGAUCAAGAAAAUCCAAAAAGUUAUAUAGGCCUAGAAAAUCAAAUUAAAAAUGAGGGAUCCGAUGAAUCUAACGAUAGUUUUGACUCAAAGAUGCAUGAUAAAAAUGGAAAUCAACAUGGAAAAGGAUAUAUUAAUUUAACAAGUUUUGACGAAAAUUUAGAUUUGAACAAAAUUUACAGAAACAAUUCAGGUUUGGGAUAUAUAAAAGAAACAAAAAGAAACACAAUCAAAGUUCACACCACCAGAAAAAUAUAUAAUGACAAUAAGCCCAAUGAUAUAGAAAAUUCAGAUAUAAAUGAUAACAUAAAUCAAGCAAAUAUAGCGAGAUAUUUAUAUGAUAAAAACACAUCUCAUAAUGACAAUCAAAAAACAUAUUAUAAUGAUAAGCCUCAUUAUGGAAAGGAUCGGAAAAGCAUAACAUAUAAAGAAAUAAAAGACUAUGAUUUAUUUAAAGGAUUUAUUGAAGAAACUAAAAAAAAAAAAAAAAUAGUUUUAGUGAAAAAGCCAUAA
Messenger RNA from Plasmodium berghei ANKA, 5223 nucleotides. RefSeq names its product double C2-like domain-containing protein, putative. The transcript is spliced from 6 exons. Bases 1 to 5223 code for a protein of 1740 amino acids. Lineage: Eukaryota; Apicomplexa; Aconoidasida; Haemosporida; Plasmodiidae. The record is from RefSeq and is a predicted model, not a curated record.